Messenger RNA from Fusarium subglutinans, 948 nucleotides. RefSeq lists its product as uncharacterized. The record is from RefSeq and is a predicted model, not a curated record. The coding region runs from base 1 to 948 and encodes 315 amino acids. Lineage: Eukaryota; Fungi; Ascomycota; Sordariomycetes; Hypocreales; Nectriaceae. The transcript is spliced from 5 exons.
AUGAGUGAUAUUUCUCGUCUCAACAGUCGCUCCAAGCGAAAGAAGAGUGAGGACCACGGAGUCAUGCAGAACCUGGAGGCAUCCAGCCUUGCUAUUCUCGAGACUGAGAGUACUGAUAACGUCUCCGGCCCUGCUAAGACUGAGGGUAACAGUAUCGGCAAUGAUUCUCCUCCGACGAAGAAGAAGAAGCGCACCCGCAAGCCUCGCAAGGUUAUCAAGGAUCAACCUCGUGAGACUCCUUGCGUAAGAUGCAUUGCUAGAAUGGCCGACAAAGGUCACGAACACGUUUGUUUCUCUCAAGCUUCCAAGAUGGCCUCCGCCUGCUACGACUGCGCCCAGAUGCGCAGUAGCUGCGAACUUCCUGCCGGUGAAGCUGUUGAACUCGGACAGCAGCUCCAGAACUUUGCCCUCCACAUCGUUGACAGCCAAAGCGCCGAUGAAAGAGCUACACAGGUCGAAUGGCUUCAAAGAGCUGAGGCUGCCAAGUCAUCUCUCACCGCGAUCCAGGAGACGCCUAGUGUUGCUCCUAAUGAAGGAUCGCAGAGCGUUUCUGAGGAACUCCAGCCUACUCCUUCUGGCAACAUGCCUCCUGUUGGUAGUAUGCAACCCUUUUCAACCGCUCCUACGCACUCUAUCCAACCUGGGCAGCACUAUAUGGCUGCUCCCCAGGGCAUGUCUGUUCCCGGAAGCUUUGCUGCUGCUCAGUAUCCCCGGGGCUUCCAAAGUGUCCCAGCAGGUGGCAUCAUGAAUCCCCAGGGGCACCCUUUCCAUGGUAUCUCUCACCUUGGCCCUGGGCCUUAUAACAACUACCCCCAGUGUCCGUUCAGCCGCCUUGAGUCGUCCUUGAGUCGAGUUGCCGCAAGUGUCGAAGCAACCCACAGACUCGUCCAACAAAUCCUAGCUCAAGGUGACCAGAACACCAACGCCCCCAUCAAUUUCAACCGCUAG